Molecule: messenger RNA, 1641 nt
Organism: Cyphellophora attinorum
Lineage: Eukaryota; Fungi; Ascomycota; Eurotiomycetes; Chaetothyriales; Cyphellophoraceae
Product: putative sterigmatocystin biosynthesis monooxygenase stcW
Exons: 1
Coding region: 1-1641 (546 amino acids)
Molecular function (GO): N,N-dimethylaniline monooxygenase activity; NADP binding; flavin adenine dinucleotide binding
Source: RefSeq, a predicted model, not a curated record
AUGGCUGUGAAAAUCGCAACACACUUAGAUGACCCUGUGAAGCCUGCUGUUUCGAUAACAGAGCUUGAGGUGAAGGAGCUCACAAUGGCAGUUUCGCAAACCCCACUAUCGGACGACUCGACCCUAGGCGACUCUACCAUCAGCGAACGGUCCGAUGUUGAGGACUCGACCACAGACAAGCUCGCGCAAGAGACCCAGUCCGCUGGAGUAUACGGUCGUCAUCCAAUACACGACGGCUCGCAGAGACCGCUGCAUGUGUUGAUCGCUGGCGCCGGUCCCUCAGGCCUGUCCGUUGCCAUGGAACUGAAGGGAUUGCCAAACAUCACCUUUCAGAUUUUUGAGAAGAACGCAGACGUCGGCGGCACAUGGUUCGAGAACAGAUACCCGGGCGCAGCCUGCGAUGUGGCGAGCCACGCCUACCAGUGGUCUUCUCAUUCGAACCCAAAUUGGAGUCACCAUUUCGCCCCAGCCGAAGAAAUAGGCGAGUACAUCAAGACUGUUGCAAUCAAAGAGUCGCUAUACGAGUACAUCACGCUGAAGAGCAGAGUUGUGGAUGCUCAGUGGAUGGAUCAGAGGUCCAAGUGGGUGAUACAGAUCGAAGAUCAGGUCUCGCAGGAGACCUCUUUCCAAGAAUGCGACUUGUUCGUCAAUGCUGGUGGGAUUCUGAAUAAUUGGAGAUGGCCCGACAUCCCCGGCCUUCGAUCAUAUAAGGGCGAGCUUCUGCACUCGGCGUCCUGGAACCCCCAGGUCGAUAUGCGAGGCCGUAGUGUUGGUGUCAUAGGAUCCGGAGCAUCCUCGAUUCAGAUCGUUCCUUCGAUCCAGAAGAUUGCUGAAUCACUCGAGGUCUUCGUCCGCAGCCCAACUUACAUCUUACCAACGGUCGGCUUCGGCAUAGAGUCGUCGAUCUACAAUGAAUGUUAUACCAAGUCGCAGAAGGAGCAGUUCGCCAGUGAUGCAGCCAUGUACCGGGCUUUCCGGAAACGGAUCGAACAGCAAAUGAACGAGAACUUCGCCGGACAGCGGAAGGACUCCGCAGAGCAGGAUGCGGGACGCCGUUGGGCUGAGAAUGUGAUGCGCGAAGCACUUGCAUCUUCACCUGAGUUGCAGGAGAAACUCAUUCCUAAGUGGGAGCUCGGUUGUCGUCGGCCAACGCCUGGGAAGCCAUAUCUGGAGGCAGUGCAACAGAAAAAUGUCCAUGUUGAGCGUGUUCCAAUUGAGUCCAUCUGCGAAAGUGGCAUAUUGACGACGGACGGAAAGAUGCACAAACUCGAUGUGCUCGUUUGUGCGACUGGCUUCGACACAUCUUUCCACGGCAGAUAUAGGAUAGCUGGGAGAGGUGGUCGGACUCUCAAAGAGUUGUGGUCGCAAAGCGGUCCAGAGGCGUAUUUUGGCUUGACGGUUGCUGGACUUCCUAAUUAUUUCACAUUGCUUGGUCCGAACUGUCCUAUCGCCAAUGGCUCGUUAUUCCCUUGUAUUGAAGCAACUGCCAAAUACAUUCGCAGGGCGAUCCAGAAGAUGCAGCAAUGCCAGAUACGAACAUUGGAGGUGAAAUCGGGCGUGCAGCGUCAGCUUAAUGACUACAUGCACAGAGUGCAUCAAGAUCUUGUCUGGACUGGUAACUGCAAGAGCUGGUGUGAGUAG